GUUUCACUGCCAAGUUUUCGUAUUAUUUCUCUCUUUUUUUCUUUUGGUCAAUCUGGAAAAGGCAACAAUAUUCCAUUUCGCAUUGAUUCUACUGUCUCAUUUAGAAAAUUGUCUUAUGCAGGAAUGAUGGACUCUGGUAACUAACCAGUCCAUCACAGAUACACAAAGCCCUCAUUAAAGAGAAAAUCUGCUGCAGCAUAAAUACCCCAAGCUUCCGCAUUUUCUAAUUCUAGAUAUUGGGAUUGACGGAAAAUGAUUUACUAUGAUCUCUAGACUGGGAUUAUAGAAUUUGUAAGUUUUUGUCCUGUAUUUUCGAUCCUGAAAGAGCAUUUCUUUUUGCUUCUCCGUCAGGCUACAUAAGAAGUGGUCAUGGAUAUAUCAUCUUGGGACGGAACCAUCUCAUUAGCGGAAUUUCAUGUCGCUGCUCGUGCUUUAGUAGAGAAAUGGAAAAGGGUUUCUUCAGCUUCCCCUCCUUGGUCAUGGGUCUCUUGUCCAAAACAACCUUGGGUUGCUUCUCACGAAGUUAGCGUGGAAGGAUACUUGUCACUGGAGAACAUAAUUAUCGUGUCAAUUAAGGAGGAACAUGAUGAACUACUAAGUUUCCCUCAGAAAGAAGAGACAAGUUGCCCUGACAAAGAGGAGUCCAUUGAUAUUGCCACCUUAGUCCAGAGUCAGAGUGAUCGUGAUGAAAUAUGUUACUAUGAUCUCCAUAUAGUAUAUAGUGCUUCGUAUAGGGUUCCGGUGCUAUAUUUUCGUGUGUACUACAGUGAUGGAGAACCUUUGGAGUUUGAGGAUAUAAAAAAACACCUUCCUGCUCACUCUGCCAAAACACUGUUGGAUUCAAAAUGGACGUUUAUAACCCAGGAGGUUUUCAGUGCACCUCAUGGUACGAAGUUUUGCUUUUUGCAAGGGGAGAAGAUUAUCAAAUGAGCAUGUAAAAGUGAUUUGAAUUCUCGAGCAUGUGCCAUUAGUUUUAAUGAUCUGACUGGAUAAUAACAAGGUGGGUCUGGAUUGGUGCGAGGCUCUGUAACUUCUUUUAUUUGGAGGGUUAAGUGUAAUUGUGAUAGUCAUGGUUGUGGUGCUCACAAUUGUGGCCAUUAACAUUGGCAACAAACUUGUGAAGGUCGUGGUGAGGGUUUUCUCAGAUCUGUCGAAGAAGAGUGGAGAAGGCAAAAAAGAAAUGUGUUGCUGAAUGGGUUUUGGGCAUGAUGGGACAAAACAAUGCACGUGGAUACAUUUGUUAGCAGUCUGACUCUCA
Juglans microcarpa x Juglans regia is the source of this 1258-nucleotide messenger RNA. Its product is annotated as ubiquitin-like-conjugating enzyme ATG10. Bases 370 to 930 code for a protein of 186 amino acids. The transcript has 6 exons. The record is from RefSeq and is a predicted model, not a curated record. Gene Ontology annotation, molecular function: Atg12 transferase activity. NCBI's taxonomy places the organism in Eukaryota, Viridiplantae, Streptophyta, Magnoliopsida, Fagales, Juglandaceae. Gene Ontology annotation, cellular component: intracellular anatomical structure. Gene Ontology annotation, biological process: protein lipidation; macroautophagy; protein modification by small protein conjugation.